AGAGGAUGGGACGUCAACUUCACUUCCUUUCCCACCCCUCCCAGCCUUUUGGCCCCGCGCCCCCCUGGGUCCAAAGGUGAGAGGAGGAGCAUAAAAACCCCAGAGCCUCAGAAGCUCCAGCUUUCACCAGGGACUCUUUCCAUCCUUGGCUUGGCUGCAGGAUGAAGCCCCUGGCUGCCCUGAGGAUCCAGGCUCUCUUUUGCUUCUGUGUCUGCCUCUCCGCCGCAUCCUUAGAAGAGGAAAAGGACCCAGAAUAUUGGAACAUGAAAGCCAAGCAGACCCUGGAAUCAGCACUCAAGUUGACACCCAUGAACCACCGAGCAAAGAACGUCAUUCUCUUCCUAGGAGACGGCAUGGGGGUGCCCACCAUCACAGCCGCCCGAAUCUACAAGGGCCAGCUGGCAGGAGGCUCCGGGGAAGAGAGCGUGCUGGCGAUGGAGAGAUUCCCCUAUGUUGCCUUGUCCAAGACGUACAAUGUGGACCGGCAGGUGCCUGACAGUGCCGGAACCGCCACUGCCUACCUGUGCGGUGUGAAGGCCAAUGCUAAAACCCUGGGCCUGAGUGCCCGUGCCACCUUGGGCCAGUGCAACACCACCUUUGGCAACGAAGUCCACUCUGUGCUGCAUCGGGCAACAUUGUCAGGGAAGUCUGUGGGGAUUGUGACCACCACCCGUGUGCAGCAUGCCUCUCCAGCUGCCGCCUAUGCCCAUUCGGCCAGCCGCGAGUGGUACGGCGACGUCAACAUGUCGAAGGAGGCCGCCAGCCACGGCUGCAAGGACAUCGCCUAUCAGCUGGUGCACAACACAGACAUCAACGUGAUUCUCGGAGGAGGGCGGAAAUUCAUGAUGCCUCGGAACAUGAGCGACCCAGAGCAUCCAAAACAGAAUGGGACCAGGAAGGAUGGCCUGAACCUCAUUGAAAUGUGGUUGAGCAAAAGGAUGGGAGCUCAGUAUGUCUGGAAUAAAACAGGCCUGGCCUCCAUCAAUGAAAACUCUACGAACCAUCUUAUGGGCCUCUUUGAGCCGCACGACAUGGCGUACGAGCUGGAUCGCGACAACAACACGGACCCCUCCAUUGUGGAGAUGACGGAGAAGGCCAUACGGAUCCUGCGCAGGAACCCCAACGGCUUCUUCCUCUUUGUGGAAGGAGGCAGGAUUGACCACGGGCAUCACAAGGGCAGAGCCAAGCUAGCCCUGAGCGAGACUGUGAUGAUGGACCGGGCCGUGGAGAGAGCCGUGGAGCUGACCAGCGCCUCAGAGACUCUCAUGGUGGUCACAGCUGACCACUCGCACGUCUUCACCUUAGGGGGCAACACACCACGGGGCAACAACAUCUUUGGCAUGGCACCCAAGCAAGCGAAAGACAAGCGGGCAUUCACCAGUAUCCUCUAUGGGAACGGACCUGGGUACAAGCUCAGGAAUGGCAGCCGCCCAGAUGUCAGCUCCGAGGCUAUCGAGGACAAGGACUACCGGCAGCAGGCAGCUGUGCCCCUGGACGUCGAGACCCACGGCGGAGAGGACGUUGCCAUCAUGGCGCAGGGACCCAUGGCCCAUCUCUUCCACGGCAUCCAGGAGCAGAACUACAUUGCCCAUGUCCUGGCCUACGCAGGCUGCAUCAAGCCGUACGACAGGCACCCCGAGUGCCCUGAGCAGGUCCGGACUGAAGGCUUUGAAUCACGUAGCCUGGGUGUCUCAUGUCACUUCUCCUCGCUCCCCCUCUUUGCACUCUGGGCGUGCCUGUUCUUUCUGAUGAUGCGACACUGAAAGACACACACACACUACUGGAAAGCUCGUUUUCAAAAGACCUCUCUGGGCAUCACCUGGGAGGUUGCUAGAAUAUCCUUGGCUUCCCUGGACAUUCCCAAAAGGACAUCAGUCUUGUUUGUUCAUUUGUUUGGCUUCAUUGCAUACAACUGUAUAUUAAAGGAUGAUGAUUCUCUCCUUAGCCUCAGCUUUCAAAGAAUAAACCGUGAUGUUGUUUUCUUUAUACCUGU
Lacerta agilis (Sand lizard) is the source of this 1993-nucleotide messenger RNA. Its product is annotated as alkaline phosphatase-like. Gene Ontology annotation, biological process: dephosphorylation. Bases 162 to 1763 code for a protein of 533 amino acids. Gene Ontology annotation, molecular function: alkaline phosphatase activity. NCBI's taxonomy places the organism in Eukaryota, Metazoa, Chordata, Lepidosauria, Squamata, Lacertidae. Gene Ontology annotation, cellular component: plasma membrane. The transcript is spliced from 11 exons. The record is from RefSeq and is a predicted model, not a curated record.